Molecule: messenger RNA, 3644 nt
Organism: Drosophila novamexicana
Lineage: Eukaryota; Metazoa; Arthropoda; Insecta; Diptera; Drosophilidae
Exons: 2
Coding region: 105-3233 (1042 amino acids)
Source: RefSeq, a predicted model, not a curated record
CGUUGGGUGUUUCGAAAUAAAGCAAACAGUCAGUCGAGCUCUGGAGUUUCCCCAACGCACAAAAAAAAAACAGUCGCAUUAGAUUCCAAGCUGAAUUCUUGUUAAUGUUUCGUUUGUACGAGCUUUAUUCGCUGUAUUUAAAAAAAAUGGCCAGCUACGGAGCAUCGCCGACUUGGUGUCUCUGCGAGAAACUGCCGCGCUCUAUUCUACACAUUGCGCCCACUCCGGAGCUGUGGUGCGAGGUGUGCGGACGACGCCGGCGCCCGCGCGCCUGCAUAAGCUCUUCCAGCGAUGAGGAGGAAAAGGCGGCGGUGCGACAACAAAUGCUAGCGGAGCGUCGACGCUCCGAGGAGGGGCGCCAGGGCUCAGUCCGCGUGAAAGUGGCCAUGACCGCCAAGAAACCCAAGCCCAGGCGCAAGGCCAGCUGCAUGAAGUGCGGCGGGGAGCCAAAGCCUCCGCUGGCUGGGGCUGGCCCACAGCAGUCGAAAUCCAAGGGCACCAACCACAAGCUAUACGCGGGCCGCUUCGGGCAUUAUCGCAAGCCGCAGCGUUUGCAGUCCAAGCGCAAGGACGAAGAUUUCGCAAACGGACCAAUCAAUCAGAUUGAGAUUGAGCCGGUGCCAACAGCACCGCCGCCACCACCAUCACCGCCGCCAUCGCCGCCAGCUUAUGCCGCUAAGCCAAGCGAAUCGUUGUGGGAGCAGCCCAGCGAGGAUAUGCCCAAUCUGGUCGCAUUUGCGCACGAGGUAUUCAAUCGACCGCUGCAUCUGCGCAAGCGCCAGCCCAGCUUCUAUGACAAUCUCUUUGUCAGCGAUUUUAUCCCGCUGGACAAGCCCAUUACGGAUUCUGCUGGCGGCGCUAUCUCCAAGCGACGCCGACUUUUUGGACGUCCGCUGCGCUCGCAUUGCAGCCGCCCGCUGCCGCCGCUAUCCCAAGUUCUAUCCGAGAUUCUGGCGAAGCAGAAGGUGCGCGCUAAAGGUGGCGGCUUGGCGCCCAAGGAAGAAGAGCCCAACGGUAGCAAUGCGGCUACACAAUUCUCGCCGUUCGACAUCUAUGAGGGACCCUCGGAGGAUGCACUCGUUGUGGACAGCGCUCGUCUAGUGCUGCGCCAACCAAAAGCCUUACAUAUCAAGCAACGUGCAGAUCUGCCCCCCACUAGACUCUCCAGCUUCGAGUCCGAGCCAAGCAGCGACUGCUCCUCGUCGUCGCCCUUCGAUGUGCCCUCGGCGCCACCUGCAGACCGCCAGCGGCAUAGCUACAGUGUGGGCGCACCCUUGCGCCUUCACGAAAUGAUGAAGGCGGUGGCCCAUUCGGGUCUGUCCGAUAGCAGCGCGUCCAGCAGCAGCUCGAGCAGCAGCAGCCGCAAGAGCGCCAGCUCCACACUGCCCGUGCAUCAGCAGUCGGUGCGCAGUCGUGGCGGAGAGGAGCCGCCAUAUAUUGAGGAGAAGCCGGCUGAGCCCGAGCUGCUGCCCAUUUCAAUCAUAGAAAAGAUCUUGUGGCUAAUGGAACAGAAACCAGCCACUGAAAACGGUCCCACAAAUCCCUUGACAGACGACGCCUUGCAGCACAUCUCCCAAAUUGAAAAGCAGGACGAGCACAUCGAGAAUAGUCACUCAGAGUCGGUGAAAGGUCUGCUCCAGUUUAUGGAAAGCUUGCAUAUCACAGAUGCCGGCGAGAGCGACGAUAAUCGUUCAGAGAUCUUGAAUAACGAUGCAGAGCUCAAGAUUGUAGACACUUCCGUGCCAGAAUCACACCAACCAAAUGACAUGUCAAACGAAUUGCCUUUAAAUACUUCAAAUAAAUCAGCAGGUGAUGAAAAGUAUGUCAACGUUUUAUCAAAUGGCAAAAGACACAGCGUAGACAAGGGCUGUGCCCCGAACGGACGGGCACGUUUGUUGUCAAAGCCAUCCAGCUCGCAGUCCAGAUCCAGCGGCAGCACUUCGAUGUGGUCCAUAAUUAGUGGCCUGUUCACAUCAAAGCAAUCCAGCGGGAAACCAAAUGUUUCCUCAAGUCUUGACGAGGAAAUGAAACCCCUGAAAAGAGCACACAACUUGCACUAUGGAACCAUAAAUGCGCACAACACAAAUCCCACAAAGCCAUCAAAUCCAUUACAAUCAAAAGACAUCAAAGAAAGCAAGCAGAGCUGCCGGAAAUGUGGCCUGAAUCGAAGGAAAAGGAACGUGGCGAAUGCAAAUACACAGCGUAAGCCCUGCUGCAGGCUGCAUUCCUCUACAGAUUCUAAAAUAACCAGCACCAGUCCUUGUCAGACAACUCCGGGAACAAGCUCCACAAAGAUUGAGCUGAAAGCAAAAUUAGAGAAGCCCAGCAUAAAUAAGAAAUGUAGAAGCCAUAGAGAAGAGCUUAAGAAAUCGUUGGAUAGCUCAAAGCUUAAGGUGAAUGUCACAAAUGGAGCAGCAGAGUGUCCAACGCCAGCUCAAUCCGUAACCAAUAGUUCCACACAUUUCGAAUCGUGUUUCGGAAUUGCGAGUCCAUCAGUAAAACCAGCAGCACGGGUCGCAGAUCUAAAGCCUGGAACUGAUGUCAAAAAUAAUCUUCUCCGGGAACUGUUGCACAAGUUGAAGGCUAGCCAAAGGCAGAAGCCGCCAACCGUAUAUCAUGCUAUAAGGACCUUGGCAACAGUUCGACAUGCCAGCAGCGAGAUCAUCAAUCCCAAAAUGGUGGCCGUCGCUAGAGACGUGUCUUUCGCAUCCAACACUGGACAGAUGCAACAAUAUAUUGUAAGCCCGGCAACUGUGCCGGAAUCUACCUUGGGCAUAUACGAGUUUCGAACUCCAGACAUACAGGCCAUCCAACUGGCCAAAAGCAAUGCAAAUUUUAAGCAGGAAAACUUAGAAGAAAAGCCUACACCUAUCGCUCAUUCAGAAACGUGUCUGCAAACUGAUGAAUCCUCGCUGAACAGCAAGGUCCUUGGAAACAAAAAAAACCAUCCAGUAUGGCCGGCUCAUCCCUUCAGGCACAGAAAGGGACACAUCAAAUACAAAGCCAUGCAACUGGAACUGAGCUACAAAGUCAGUGAUGAAGAUAUGAGCAUUAAGAAUAGGCCACUAAAAGAAUGCGUGACCAAGGAAAACAAGACUUUAAGGAAUCGUAAGAGACGAAAGAAUAGUGAAAUGUGGAUAGUUAAUGAAAUGGUGCACCAGAAAAUAAACGAAAUGAUGACAAAGCCCAUAAAGCUGCUAAGUGUGAAUGAGACAAAAGCACUUCAAAGCUAAUUGAGCCAAAGACAUGCUCCUAACUCCUGCAAGAAAUCGAGUUGGGGAAACGAAAUAGUUAAGAGCAUGAAAAGUGGAGAGUGUCCUACCUUAUAUCGUAUAACAUAUAUCUGCCAACUCAAAAGUCUGUUUGCUUAAUUUUCCAGAACAUGUGCUUGCCACCAGGUGCACGGCCCAUCCGGGUGCACUAUCGCAAUCCUGCAGCAGCUUUGCUGAGUGCCUGUGCCAGUGUGAUUUUCUGGUUAAUAUAUUGCUUUGCACAUUGUCUUAUUUUGUUAGCCGGCGUAGCUGUCAUAUUUGGUUUACUCUUUCCCCGAUAUGCCUGGUACUUGCUGAAUCAUUCCUUGGAUCAGUACCAUAUAGAGCGUCAAUUUAAAGACGAGUUAUAAGCGAGUUGAAUAUAUUUUAAAA